Molecule: messenger RNA, 6489 nt
Organism: Tetrahymena thermophila SB210
Lineage: Eukaryota; Ciliophora; Oligohymenophorea; Hymenostomatida; Tetrahymenidae
Product: PAS domain S-box protein
Exons: 8
Source: RefSeq, a predicted model, not a curated record
AUGCAGUUAUUACUCAUUUAGUUGUUAAUUAAGCUUUUUUCAAGAAAUUAUUGUCAAAUUAAUUAGACUAACUAGUAUCGCCGACUGUAUAAACAGAAAAAAAUCUUAGUUUUAAACUUAAUUAUUAAAGAAAUAAAAAGGCAGCAUUUAGAAAUAGUUUUAAGUAGGAAAUUCAGCAAUACUAAAAGCAGGAAAUUAGAAAUUUCUGUGUAAAUUGAACUGAAUAAAGACCUUUUAAAUUAAAGUUACAAGAAGGUUUUUUUAUUGAUAAUGAGCUCCACAAUUUCUUAUAAAGAUGACAUUUUAGGAGGAUUAAUGUAAACUGGAAAUGGCGAUAAUAACAAAAGUAAAUUGGGAAGAUAAAGAUUAAAAUAGAUGUAAAAAUCUUUAAUGUAAGUACAUUUUGAAACAGUUAUUAUCCUGCUUCGACUGAAAACUAAUUCUUAUGAGAAAUCGCUAUUUUUAUUUAUUAUUCUUACUUUUACGAUGUCGAUUACCAACAUUAAUAAUUAUUUGAUUCUAAUUAAAGCAUAGUAUCCUAACAUUAGUCAAUCUUCAGCAACAUUUUCUUUAAUGGGUAGCUUAAAAUAUUUAGAUGUAGCGUAAUUAAUUGGCUUUGCUGGAUCCUCUUCCAUGCUUAUAGCCAUAGGUGCCUCUAUUUACAUGAUAAUUAUGACUUUUUUAUAUGGCUUUUGCUAUGUAGAAAAAUUUUUAAAUCCAAAAAUAAAGCCAAGAAAAUAUUUCUAUGGGAGAUGGUUUGUCAAUAUGGCUAAUUAUUUUUAACAGAUAUUAUUUUUCCCUUUUAAUGUAAUAUUUCUCAGCUUCAUUACUUGCAGUUAAGAAAAUUUAGAAGGGGAAUCACAAAAUUGCAGUUUCAAUACAGAUUAGAGUAGUUAUUAUACUAUUGUUUUCUCUUUCUCUUUAGUUGGCAUUAUUCUUUCUGUGCUUAAUGAGUGGUGGUUGCAAGUAUACUUCUACAAUAUGAAGUUAUACAAGAAAGAUGCAAUAAGUGUUGAAAAAGAGCCACAAUUUCUCCUUGAAGUGAGUGUUUGUAGAUUUAUAUUAGUAAUAUUUACUACUAUAAGAGCUACUCAAAGCUAGGCUUACUUCGUCUUAUUUUUGCUCAUUCAAACUUUGGCUUUUAUUUACUUAUAUAUUCGCUAUAACUUUACUCAAGCUAGCUUUACCUACGCCAAUAACAAUUUAAGAACAGCCUAUGAAUUGAGCUUUAAUUAUUUUUUAUCAUAGCAAAUAGCUUUUGUUGUUGAUGAAAUUAUGCGAUUUUCCAACACAUUUAAAGAUAAAAAUGAAAAAUUUUUGCUAUUUUUCUUUGCUAUGAAUAUUUUAAUAGCAUGUCUAAACUAUAAAUUAAGAGAAGCUUUCUUGAGAUAUAUUCUAGUACAGUAAAUUGACUUCAAAAGGUUAAGUUCAUCUUAACUAUUUCAUAAAAUUUCUCUUUUUUAGCGCUUAAAUUCUGCAGCAAGUUCAAAUAUAUAUUAUGAUUCUAUUUACAAAGGUAUAAUAUGUUAGCAUUUAGAUAAUCCUUGCCCACAUCCUAACGAAAAUGAGACAUGUUUUUGCAAACAAAAGAUAAUUUACGAUCCUAAAAAGCGAAAAGAUACAUCGAUUGAUAAAAUAUUCUUGACAUAGAACAAUUCAAUCUUUACAAAAUUCUUAAUUAAAUCCUGGCAUGAAACUCAUUUAUACUUAAACCCUCAACAUUACAUAAAUUACUUAUAUUACGCUGAAUUUUUGUACUUUAAGAUGAAAAACAUUUCACUUGCUUUGAAAAAUCUAGCAAUCUUAGAAAACAAAUAUCUAACUCCUGUUCAAAAAUUUAGACUCUACAGAUUACAACACGUUAUUUUAAAGCAUAACCGUAAAAGAAACCAUGAUUCUUACAGACUAAAUUAAAGCGAUAAAGAUAACAGAAAUAAGUUAGAGGUUGAAUCUGUUAUUCCUAUUGAGGAAAAAAUUUCAUAAAUCUAGUCAGGAAUCAAGUUCAUCAUCAAAAAUAAUAUUAGAUUUUGGGCAUAUUUGGAAAAAGCGAACAUAAAUUUAAAUGAAAUUAACAAAUUUGCAAAGUUUUCUUAAAGUUAAUUAGAUCUUUUGAAGAAAUUUUGGAAGCAAUCCAUGUAUUAUCUGGAUUACAGAAAAAAAUGGAGAUUUUAUUAUUGUUGGUAUUAUUUGUACAUCUUGAACAAAAAGAUUAAAGUCUCUAUGCUUGAAAGAUUUUCAGGAAUCAAUAAUAUUAAUGAAAAUGAAGUAUUUUCUGAAGAACUUGUAAUGGAUAAUAUGGAUGAUGACAUACACUCAGUCCAAUCUAAUUUAAAACCAGAUGAAAUGGAAAAAAUAUACAUCAAGAAAGUAGAGAUGGCUUUUGACAAGAAGAGCGUUAUUUUUCAUGUAAAUCAUGAAUAUAAAGGCUUGAUACUUAAAGUUAAUAGAGCUCUCUAUCAUGGAUUCGGUUACACCUCAUUAGAUCUAGUUGGCAAAGUCUAUAUCACUCAACUUAUGCCAAGGAUAUACUAAAAUAUUCAUCCUUUAGUUAUGAAAAAUUUUGUUUAGACAGGUAAAACUAAAACACUUUACUCUUAAAGAAAGAUAUUUUGCUUGAAUAAAGCAGGUUACUUGUUUGCUGCUUGGAAAUUUGUUAAAUAAUAUGUAACUACUAAUAGUAGGUGUGAGUAUGUAGCAUUAAUAAGACCUAUAGUACCUCCAGCAGGAAUUAAAAUUUAUUACAUCAUUUUAAAUGAAGAAUGGGAUAUUGACUCUAUGUCUGAAGGACUUUAUGAAAGCUUUGGUAUAAGUGCUCAGCAAUAUCAGAAUGCUACAGCUAAGUUAUUAUUAAAUUUACUGAUUUUAUCGCCAAAGUUGAUUAGAUUCACUAAAUUUGCUAAAUAUUUGACUGAAUAAGAUUAUAAAUUAUUUUAAAAUAGAGAUAAUGAAAGGCGUAAAUUAACAGCAUAACAACCUUAAGUAAGAAAUUUAAAUUCUAGGAUAAGUAUACUUGCAAAAUUAAGGAGAGAAUAGCAGAAUUAAUAUUUAAAUUAGGAUAGUAAUGGAUUUAAUUCUGCCAUAGAUAGCUCUUAUCUUGAAAGUGGAGAAUCUACUCCUCAAAGUAACAAGCCUAAUGGUCCUUCUAAUUAAAAUAACAAUUUAAAACCAUUAAGUACUUUUAAUUAAAUGUAUAGCUUAAAUGCAAAUUAGAAUAAUAAUGGUGCUGAAGAAUAGUAACUUAUAGAUGAUAAAGAGUAACCAUCCAAAAAUAAUAAAGCAGAAAAAGAAUCUCCAGUUUAAUAAAAGUAAUAACUUCUAGCAAGUAACACAAUGCAAAACUCCUCUAAUGUACUUAAUCCUAAUAUGUAAGGAACUAGAAAGCUUAUAAAAAAACGUACUCUCAUCAUAAGCACAGACAAUAAUAAUGAUGAUAAAAAAGAUUAAGGAAAACAGCUACAAAAAGAAUACACCAAAGAUUCGCUUAAUGUUGAUACCCCUUCUAGAGAAAGAAGAAAUUCUCAUAUUGAAAUGCUAGAAUAAUUGACAUAUGGGCAGAGCCAGUUCUUUUAAACUAACUAUGUUAAGGAAGAGAUAAUGAAAAAAAAGUAAUCAAUUGUGUAAUCGAAAUAAUCUGAUAGCUUAAUUGAAUCAGAAGAGCAAAAAGAAUCUGAAAAAUCUGAUUAUGAAGAUGAAAGUGAAGAAAAUUUUAAUCAAGAUGAUGAAGUCAACGAUUUUAUAAAGUUAGAUAAUCUUGAAAAGGGAGAGUAAAUCAGUUUUCGUAUUAGAAUUCCCAAAAAUUUGCAAGAUAUGCUGAUAGAAUAUCCUUAGCUUUUGAGUUCUAAUACUAUUAGAAGGCCUUCAAGGGUUGAUUAAACUGUUCUUUCUAAUUUAAAAAUAACUAAAGGUAUUUCAUCCACAUAAAAAUUUGGUGAAAUGCAAACAAAUACAAUAGAAUCUCGUGAUAAAUAAAUAUAUGGAAUUUUAAAAGAUCUGAUUUUGAAAUAUCAUAAAAAGAAGUCAAUCAAAGAAUACAAUGGUACAUGUACUGCUUCAUUUAAAAAAUAUGGAAAAUAAAAGGUGAUUAUCAUGAAGUUGAUUAAAUUUGAAGAAUGUAUCAAAAAAUAAAAAGUUACGAAGCAUUUGAAUAAGCAAAGUUCAGGAUCUGAUAAAGAUGUUGGUAAAAAACUUUAGUCUAUGAUUUCAGGUUAAUUCCAUGAAUUUGGAAAGCAAUAAAGCAUUACAGACGGAAAUCAAAAGGCAAAUAAUUUUAUUAGCAUGAGAAGUGAAGUGUCAGAUGGACAAUAGAGUGUAACAACGAAUACUUUUGUAAAUUAAAAUAGGUUCUAAUAUAAGCAUGGUGACUAAAUAAAUUCAGAUACAGAGGAAUAUGGAGGACCUGCUUUACCUCAAAAAGAAGAAGAGGAAGAAAUAAAUUUAGGUAAAACAAAUGGAAUGGGCUAUCAAUUAAAAAUCAUAAGUGAAGCUGAAGAAAACGGAGUUAUGUCUGAAAGGACUUUGAAAACUUUCCACAAAGACUUUAUUAAUAGGCAAGGAGCUAAAAAUAUCAGUUUGAAUUAAAAUGACAACAUUUAUAUCAAAGAGGAUAAUCAUAAACCAAACAAAAAUAUCUAAACGAUAUAAAAUAUGAAAAUGUUUGUCAGACUCUUCUUUUUAAUUCUUAUAGCUCUCAAUGCCUUUACUUUUUUCUAUGGACCUAAUUAACAAUUUCCUGUUUUGCGUAAGCAAAGUAAUAAAGUCUUCCAAGCUGAAAAUGUUUUAUUGUCCGCCCUUCAAGCUUACAAUCUCCUUUUAGAUUAGAUUAUGGUGAAUCAGAACUAAUAUGAUCUAACUAAUAACUAAUUCUGGAAUCAAAAAACAUAUCAAUCUUAAAUAAGCUAUUAAUUGAAAAAUGAAACGGAUUAUUUCUACAAUAUAAAUUCAGACACAAAUUAUAAGGAGACUUUUUAUGAUAAAUCUAUAACCCCUUAUAAUAAAUACAUAAAGCCUCUUUUCACAGGUAACAAUGUCCCAACUGAUUUGAAAUCACAAACAUACACUCUAGAUAUAUAUGACCUCUUUUCUUAAGUGAUAUUUUCCCUUUAAACAGUUUAAGACACUCUGCCUUCUGACAUAACUUUAACAUUACCUCCAGUCACAUUCUUUAGGCAAAAUAUAUUCCCUAAUUUAUACAAUGGAUUAAGAUCUACUUAAAACAACCUUGUUGAUAACCUAAAAUAAACAACUGACUCAGUCUAUUACUUCCUCAUAAUUAUCAUUUUAGUUGAAUCUAUUUUGCUUGUUUCUUCCUUUAUAGUUCUUUUCUAUUUAAUCUACGUUAUUUGCAACGCUUUUAAAUCUGUUAUUGAGGUAUUUCCUAAGAUAUCUUAAAGGGAUUUAACGAAAAUUAAAAAUUACAAUAUUAAUUUGAAUUAAAACUUUACUUACAUUUUGGAAAAAGAUGACUUGCUUUCGGGAACUCACGCAAUAUAUCAAAAUAAAUAAAAUGGAAUAAAUGGGCUAGGUAGAAUUGGCAGUGAAUACGAUGGAACAGAAAAUGGGUAAAUAGCAAGAAAAUAAUCUAUCAACUAUGACUUAGAAGAGCCAAACGAUGGAAAUGAAAAUGUAGGCAAAAAAUCAAAGAAUAUUGAAGAUGGAGGUUUUUUAUCAGAAUUAAAAGUGAAUAUUUUUGUACUUUUUGGAAUUUUCGUUGUUUUAGUGGCAAUCUUUAGUACAAUUUUCCUUUUUCUAAUUUUACAGAGUACAACUAACCUUCAAAAGAUUAUAGAUAAUGGUCGUAUUUUUAUCGAUAUUUUUGGAGAUGAUAUAGUUGUUAUGAUAGCAAUUAAAGAAAAAAAAUUAGAUAUCAAUAAUUACAAUAACUCUUUUAAGCAGGUGAUUUAAGCUUAGUUAGAUGCAUAUAACUAGAGAAAUCUCUAGCCAACAGUUGAAAAUCUUUCUUUCUUUACAUUCGAUGAUGUUUUUAAUUAAAUAUUUUACGACGAUCCAUGCGAAAUAUUUUCUGAGUAAGUAAUCUAGGACGGUGCUAAUCAAAGUGAAUGUAAAGUUGUGGCAUAAGGAAGUAUAGCAAAAGGAGUUGCUUCUUUUAAUUCGUUUUACAAAAAUGCUGUAUAUAACUAUAUAAGUAAUACUCCUGGAUAUGAAAAACUUGAUAACUCUGUUAUAUUUGAUUACGAUAGAGGAAUAUAUUUUGUUGAAAUAUUUUAUUUAUAUCUGCUUUAGAUUUGGGGUAGCAAUUCAGACAGCUAUUUAUAAGGCCAGCUUACAAUAAUUAUCAUUUAUGUUUCUGGAAUGUUUACAUUGCUAUUAAUAAUCUACCUAAUUGUUACUGAGAAGUUACUAAUAGGAAGAUUCAACAAAGAAUACUCUUAUUUUAGAACUAUUUAUAAUAUGUACAUGCCUGACAUUAUUAUUUUGAAGGAAAAAAGAAUAAAGUUUUAUCUAGUAAAGCACCACAUUUUAAAUAAAUGA